AUGCCGGUGGAAAUGGAAAACAACUUACCCGAAGGUGUCGACCGAAAUGAAAGCGACGACGAAGAGGAAAUAGACCCAACGGCCCAUGCGAAGCUCAUCGACGGAAUCAACAACCUGACUGGCUCGCACUUCAUCCGUGAGGUGACUCGCACAGAACCUUCCUUGAAACGAUCCGAGUUCGGGCUAUCUAAAUCGAAAAAUGAAAGAGUUCGGAUAGGCGAUUUGGUGAAGUUUUUCACGAAAUCCAAAAAGCAUACAGCGAUAGUGAAGCAGCUGGAUAAACUGAAGGAAAGUAAUCCUCUCCAGCAGCCGCUCGAGAAACCGGUCGCGGAUAAGAUCGAACGGAAAGCUGGGUUCGAGCGUUUGCAGAAAGAUCUUGACCGCUGGGAACCGGUCGUAACGGCCACGCAGGUUGCGCCGCAAACGGUGUUCCCGCUGCUGUACGGUGGGACGACGGUUCACGAUGCUCCGCCGAAAAAGUUGUCUGAGUAUCGCGUCAAGACGAAGCUGAUGGAAGAGAUGGAAGAGCUUGAGCGGACCUACGAAGGGUCGGAUUGUGCCGAGGGUGAAAAUUCCGAUGAUAAUUCACCAAACUAUGGACUAACGCUGGAAGAGAUGCGUGAAAAGGCACGUGAACGUAACCGGCAAAAGAUGCGAGAAUCGUACGCGAUAGCGAAGGGUCGUCGAAUGAACAAGAUCAAGAGUAAGAAAUAUCAUCGUCUGUUGAAAAAGGACAAACUGAAGGAGCAGAUAAAAAAGUUCGAAGAGUUGAAAGAAAAGAACCCAGAGGAGGCACUGCGUCAGCUGGACAGUAUUGCGAAACAGCGGUUUCAGGAGCGCGUUUCGUUGCGCCAUAAAAAUACGGGCACGUGGGCCAAAAAUCUUCAAGUGCGUGCAAAGUACGAUACGGAGGUAAGGCGUGAAUUGGCCGAACAGCUUGCCAUCGGGCGAGAAUUGACGACCAGACGUAUUGAGCAAGACAGCAGUUCCGAGUCGGAGGGUGAAAUGGACCUGUCGAUGAGCAGGAAAAACGGAACAAACCCGUGGAUGGAAAGUGCUAGCCAAGAAGAGGAUGUUAAUAACGAAAAAAAACUUUCUAGCGGAUAUCGCAAAUAUUGGGAAGAACGUAACCAGAUCGAGCAGAUUAAAAAGCAGAUAAAUACGGAGGUGGAACAUGAAAAUGGAAAACAUUCGGUAGAGGAGGUUGAAACUAACGAAGAUGCAGAACCUGUUAAACAAUCCAACCUGAAAGGUGUAAAAAAACGACUCAAGAAGAGAAAAGAUAAAAUUGUCAUGGCAUCCGGUACGUGGAGCGUAGAAGACACCGAUCUAGAGCAGAUUGAAAAGGGUAAAGGCACUGCUGCGAAGACAAAAACGAAAGGGAAACGAAAAGAUAGCGUUGCUACUGUGGAGCAAAUGUUUCAAGAAGCUGAGGAUAUUAUCCAAGAUGCGCUAAACAAUAAGUUAGAAUAUAUGAAGCGCAGAAUGCAGGAGGAAAAGGACGAGGAAAAGGAACUAGAGAAAGAUCAACGAAAAUCGAAAAGAAAGAAGGACAAUUCGAAGGACCUGAGUUUCAAGAAACGGGCUAGCUUAGCCGACGCAGACGAGCAAAUGAAUGAAACUGUAGAGAGUGCACCAUUGGAUGAACCGUCCGUACUGACUGCGCUGAAAAAGGUAAAGACCCCGAUCGAUAGAACGACGACUCCCUCAAUCAAAGCAGCGGCUGAAAUCAAUCUAAACCAAGUAGUGCAUAUGAAGCCGAAGCAUCUACUAACAGCCCUCCCGAAUAUGAUUACAUCAGGUGAGUUAUCGGAUGAUGAGGAUGCGGACAACGAUGCACACCGUCUUACGAUUGCCGAAGCCUUCGAGGAUGACGAUAUAGUGGCAGAUUUUGCGAAAGAAAAGCAGGACGAACGCCAGAAAGAUAUUCCGCAAGCGGUAGAACUAACCCUGCCCGGAUGGGGCCAUUGGGCUGGUGCAGGCAUUAAACCGAAGGUGCCUCGUCCAAAUGCUCGGAAGAUGUUUAAACCACCGCCGGAACUAACGCGGCGCGACGAUAACCGCGAUCAAGUGAUUAUCAACGAGGAUGCGCUUAAGAACGACAAGCUCAGUAAGCAUCUGGUCAGCGAGGUGCCAUUCCCGUUCGUCACGGUGAAGGACUAUGAGGCGUCUCUGAGGGCUCCCCUUGGACGGACGUUCAUACCGGAAACAGCACACGCAGCGAUGGUUGAGCCGCGCGUUAUCACCAAAAAGGGUGCCGUGAUUGAGCCGAUGAAGAAAGAGCUACUGGUGGCCAAUCCGACAAAGUUAACGAUGGUCGGCAAAAGGCAACGCAACGAAGCUGUUGACGAGUACAAUAAAUAUCUUGAAAAGCAUCACAAAAAGGCUUUCGGGUGGUGA
Messenger RNA from Anopheles marshallii, 2400 nucleotides. Its product is annotated as U3 small nucleolar RNA-associated protein 14 homolog A. Gene Ontology annotation, cellular component: small-subunit processome; nucleolus. The transcript has a single exon. Lineage: Eukaryota; Metazoa; Arthropoda; Insecta; Diptera; Culicidae. Bases 1 to 2400 code for a protein of 799 amino acids. Gene Ontology annotation, biological process: rRNA processing. The record is from RefSeq and is a predicted model, not a curated record.